This is a messenger RNA of Perkinsus marinus ATCC 50983, 348 nucleotides long. RefSeq lists its product as hypothetical. The record is from RefSeq and is a predicted model, not a curated record. Gene Ontology annotation, cellular component: mitochondrial inner membrane. The transcript has 3 exons. Bases 1 to 348 code for a protein of 115 amino acids. Gene Ontology annotation, biological process: pyruvate import into mitochondria. Lineage: Eukaryota; Perkinsozoa; Perkinsida; Perkinsidae.
AUGCCUGAAUUAUUAAGGAAGUUCUUUAUGCAUCCUGCUGGACCCUUUACCAUAUUCUUUUGGGCUCCUGCUAUCAAAUGGGGUAUAUCUGCUGCCAACUUAGUUGAUUAUAAGAGACCUGUUGAAAAGGUUAGUAUCCCUCAACAGCUUGCUUUAUUCGCCACUGGUGUUAUCUGGGCUCGUUGGUCAUUUGUUAUUACACCAAUUAACUACAAUUUAGCAACUGUUAACGUGUGUCUAGCCUCUACAGCAUUCUAUCAUUUGAUAAGAAAGUUGGUAUACGAUCCCUUCCCUACUACUAAUGAUGAUGAUGUCAAGAAGACGACUGUUACUACUACGUCCUUAUAG